This is a messenger RNA of Dicrocoelium dendriticum, 1911 nucleotides long. NCBI's taxonomy places the organism in Eukaryota, Metazoa, Platyhelminthes, Trematoda, Plagiorchiida, Dicrocoeliidae. The record is from the annotation of a GenBank genome assembly.
AGCACCCCUGGGUCACACUAUCCUUUUUCGUUCGAAUUAUUGGCGCGUUGUCAUGACUGAUGGAGACCCGGAGGUGCCCGGUGUCAUUACUCUCCGUAGGAACGUGCUGCGGACUUCUGAAACAUCCGAUGGCAAUGUAAAUCAAAGUGAUGAUAAUUUUGACGACGGAUCUUCAAAAGAUGUGCGAUUGAGUUUGAUGGAAGAAAUUCUGCUCCUCGGCCUAAAGGAGCGCGAGGGACAUCUAUCCUUUUGGAACGACAGUGUAAGCUGCGGUUUGAGGGGAUGUGUUUUAGCCGAGCUUGCCUUGCGCAAUCGUAUAGCGCUUGAGCCAGCUGGUAUGCGACGUCGAGGCCUAUUUUCAAGAAUUGUUGUCGUGAAAAAUGGCUUACCAACGGGUGACGCUUUGUUGGAUGAGGCUUUGAAGCUCAUUAAAACUAAUAAACCUGAGAAUGUAAAAUCCUGGAUUGAUUAUUUGAGCGGCGAAACUUGGAACCCGUUCAAAUUACCAUUGCAAAUGCGCAACGUCAGGGAAAGGAUUGCUAAAAGUUUAGUCGAAAAGGGCGUAUGUACCACCGAAAAGCAAAACUUCGUCGUUUUCGACAUGAUGACUCAUCCAUUGGUAGACUUUCAAACCAAGCAACGAGUGAUGCAUCGAAUACAGGAUUUGGUACUCAAUCGGUGGAGUCCAGACGUUAGCAAAUUAGACAAGCGUCUUCUUUCUCUCAUUAUUUUGGCUCAUCAUUCAGAUGUUCUUGAUACCGCGUUAGCGCCUCUAUCAGAUUCGGACUACGAUUUGGCUCGGAAGCGUGUUGGAUACCUACUUCAUACUAACUUUGAGGCCGAAGCUGCUAAAGACAGUGUGCUGGAUCUUCUAUGGGCUGUCUAUGCCUCUUUUGCCGUUUAAAGCUACGAAUCCCAAAUUUGAUGGCUGUGAUGUUUGCGGUUCCUUUACCACCACGUCGGCUUUGGUACUUUGGUGGUACUUGCUUUCCAUCGGGCAGCAGAGCUGUGAUGCGUUAUCCAUCUACUUGUAUCAUUUGCACUAAAACUGGAAUGCCUAUACUCUGAUGUCCCAUUCGGUGGUGGUCCGAGUCUAAGGGUCAAGCCCAAGCAGUCGCUAGCGUCCGCUUACCUGUUUCACUUCAUUGUACUUUGCCUCACUCCCCUGGGACAUUUUUUGACAACGCCAUUAGCAUUGUACAAAAUGCUUGCACCUAUGUAGUUAAAAUUGCGAUUUUUACGGACCCUCAACCACUCGGCGAAGUGGAACCUAGCACUUGAUACCAUCGAAUACACUUUGGCUCAUUCCCCGGCGCUCUUUCCUAUAUAACUAUCAUUCGUUUCCCUCAAAAGUCACCUGUUCCCUUACUGCAGUACUUUGGUCGUUGGUCUUCCUGUUUCUGUCUUCGGUAGCGGUACACCGAUUUCGGUAGUCUUUUCUUUCGGUGUUUCACACCAGUCACCUCCAGUAUCUCCUUUACAUCGCUUUUUAAACUGACUUCACACAGCAGUUGUUGAAUUUGUAUUACGUUCUUUGCUGAUUUGACGUCUUUCGACUCUAAUUGAUUUCUGCGUCUUCAUUACUACGAUGUUCGCAAUUUUUCGCGCUAAGUCCUAUGUAUACACAUUUUGUCCGCUGGUUGGUCGCUGGGACCAACUCCUUGCGACUGUGUAUCACGUUGAGUCACACUACGUGCCACACUUUAUUCUCACUUGCAGGCUGUAUCCUCUUUCCGUGCUUCGGUGCAGCCGGCAUUACUAUAUUAUAUGCGCGUUACUUAUUCCGUGUAUCAGUAGGUACCUCGUCGCUCACCACCGGAGAGUAUUGAGUGACUGUUUUUCGUUAGAAUAAGCUGUAAGUCUGAACCAUGCCAAACAAUUUGACUACCCGACCAAAGCUAUCGCAGUCAC